CACAUACAGCCAUACCAUAAAAAUAUUCCAGAGAAAUACAUACAUUUUCGCUAUAGCGAGUUAAGCACAUUGCACAUCUCAGGUGCCACAAUCGCCUUCUCCCUUUUACCCUGUUGUGUUGCUGUGCUUGAUCAACGCCUGGCGUUCUUGAAUAUCAAAAUGCAACUUUUUUUGCAAGCAGAACAGCUUCAUUGUGUUGAGGUCGAUGGCCAUGAAACUGUCGCCACACUCAAACAUUUGAUUGCCCUUAGAGAAGGCAUAUCAGUUGAUGAUCAGAUUCUAACCUGUGGAGGACGAAUUAUUGAAGAUGAACUAUCUAUUAACGAUUCAGAUCUUCAGAAUCUGUGUACCCUUGAUGUCUCGUCAAGGCUUCUUGGAGGUAAGGUCCACGGAUCCUUGGCCAGAGCUGGAAAAGUGAAAGGUCAGACCCCAAAGGUGGACAAGCAAGAAAAGAAGAAACAGAAAACUGGACGGGCUAAGAGGAGGAUGCAAUAUAACAGGCGUUUUGUCAAUGUAGUACCAACAUUUGGCAGAAGGCGUGGACCUAAUUCCAAUUCUUAAGUGGUAUAUUCCAUAUUGUAAUAAAAUGGUGUGAUCCAUUUCAAUA
Molecule: messenger RNA, 607 nt
Organism: Styela clava
Lineage: Eukaryota; Metazoa; Chordata; Ascidiacea; Stolidobranchia; Styelidae
Product: ubiquitin-like FUBI-ribosomal protein eS30 fusion protein
Biological process (GO): translation
Cellular component (GO): ribosome; cytosolic small ribosomal subunit
Molecular function (GO): protein binding; structural constituent of ribosome
Source: RefSeq, a predicted model, not a curated record